Molecule: messenger RNA, 3776 nt
Organism: Cebus imitator (Panamanian white-faced capuchin)
Lineage: Eukaryota; Metazoa; Chordata; Mammalia; Primates; Cebidae
Gene: SLA
Product: Src like adaptor
Exons: 10
Coding region: 1143-1973 (276 amino acids)
Molecular function (GO): protein binding
Source: RefSeq, a predicted model, not a curated record
UCCAUUCAAAGGCUAAAGAAACUGCAGCUCAGACUAGUUCAGCAACUCUCCUAAAUGGUGUGGUUAAAACUAAGAAUUGUGACCCAUUUUCCUGAAUCCAGGUCCUCGCGAUGCUCUGGGUUCAGACCCUAACACCCACCCAGCCCUGAGUGCUGGGGAUUUAAGGCAGCAGUGCCUCCUUUCAGGAAAUUGCACACACGCUGGAAACUCCUGCAUGCUUCUCUUACUAUAAUCUGUCACCAAAGGCUGGAUAUUCCUGUGCCGGGGCUCGUGCCAGCGCCUUGGCUGCCAGGUGCUGCUCUCCAACUCUCACAUGAGCUGCCCUCCCCCAACUCCUCCCCACAGGGCCCCCACUCCACCUGCUCCCAGACAAGGCCAACUUGUGGCCAAGCACAGGGGCACGGCGGAGGAGCUCUGGUUCUGAUUUUUCUCGCCUUCCUUGGAGAUGCCUGUGCUUGGAAGGGAAGGCAGAACAUUGCAUCUUGGAACAAAUCUGCUUUUGAUCAUGCAAAUGAAUGCCUGGUUAAUGUAGGCAGACUGUCAAUUUCACCAGUUAGAAAGAGAAAGGAAAGGGGGGGAAAUUCCCCAUGACAGCGACUGAUGAAGAAUUUCAAUAGAAAGCUGCUACUUCAGAAAAUAAGAUCAUUUGCCGCGAAUGGAGAACAUCUCAGGCAGCCCUGAUGCCCCACUGAUGACCCAGAGAGCAGGGUCCUGGUCAGUUCCUGGCUAUUGUGUCACUCCAGCUGACAGUGCUGCUAUGGGGCCCAGCGGUACCUGAUCCCCACCUCCUGAGGUCUUGGAAUAGACGUCCAUCUCUCCUUAUUUCCUUGCAGAGAGAAGCCUGCUCAGAGUGGUUACUGAAAACAGGAACCUGCCCUUCUGCAAGCCCUGUGCCUUCCUCAUUCCUAGCAGAGGAAGUAUGCGACCAGUUUAGCAACUGCAGUUCUUCUGGGCGGCAUGGGCUGCUUCUCCUCACCCGUGAGGGGCCCUACUGUCUGUUUAUUCCGGAGGAGCAGCAGUUGACAGACGGAGAGGCAGUGACUCUGCACCCAGCAAUCUCUCUGCAGACAGCUCCCACAGGAGUCAUGCUCAGAGUGUGAAGGCUCCGGGGAUCUCCAACAGCCCCAGGGAGAGAGAAAGAAAUGGGAAACAGCAUGAAAUCCACCCCUGCGCCUGCUGAGAGGCCUCUGCCCAGCCCAGAGGGACUGGACAGCGACUUCCUCGCCGUGUUGAAUGACUAUCCGUCUCCUGACAUCAGCCCCCCCAUAUUCCGCCGAGGGGAGAAAUUGCGUGUGAUUUCUGAUGAAGGGGGCUGGUGGAAAGCUAUUUCUCUUAGCACUGGUCGAGAGAGUUACAUCCCUGGAAUAUGUGUGGCCAGAGUUUAUCAUGGCUGGCUCUUUGAGGGCCUGGGCAGAGAUAAGGCCGAGGAGCUGCUGCAGCUGCCAGACACAAAGGUUGGCUCCUUCAUGAUCAGAGAGAGUGAGACCAAGAAAGGGUUUUACUCGCUGUCGGUGAGACACAGGCAGGUAAAGCAUUACCGCAUUUUCCGCCUGCCCAACAACUGGUACUACAUUUCCCCGAGGCUCACCUUCCAGUGCCUGGAGGACCUGGUGAACCACUAUUCUGAAGUGGCUGAUGGUCUGUGCUGUGUGCUCACCACGCCCUGUCUGACACAAAGCACAGCUGCCCCGGCAGUGAGGACCUCCAGCUCACCUGUCACUUUGCGUCAGAAGACCGUGGACUGGAGGAGAGUGUCCAGACUGCAGGAGGACCACGAGGGAACAGAAAACCCACUUGGGGUAGACGAGUCCCUUUUCAGCUAUGGCCUUCGAGAAAGCAUCGCCUCUUACCUGUCCCUGACCAGUGAGGACAACACCUCCUUUGAUCGAAAGAAGAAAAGUGUCUCCCUGAUGUACAGUGGCAGCAAGAGAAAGAGCUCUUUCUUCUCAUCACCACCUUACUUUGAAGACUAGCCAAAAACAGACAAAAUGGUUCAUGCCCUAAAGGAACAGAGGUUCCAACUAUUGCCUGGGAUCUUGCAAAAAGCAAGAUUCCCUGAUCCCCAGGAAACUCAUAUAUUUUAGGAGCCAAGAGAAGUCACAUGGAGACUCAAAGCUGCAUCUUCUCUAUCCACAUCAUGGCCACAGGAACUCUGGCCUGGUGUCCGAUCAGGGCUGUGACAUCAUGAAACAUUGGGUCAUGACAUGUCAGGUGAUGCUUGGAAGAGCUCAGCAUGUAUCUAUGCACACAUUGUGUGUGUGGGACACAGGACAAAGCCACCCUCACAAGAAAGUGCACCAGGACCAUUCUCCAAGGAACUGGACCUGUCCAGACAGCUACACUCCAAGGUCGUUGGAGAGAACUUCAGUGGCCAGGGCUGAGAGGGAGAGGAAACAAAAGCUAUAGCCUGGCAGCAGGUCUGGGUUUGCAGAUGCAUCCCCUGAAUGGAACUACUUUAACCAAUCCAUAGGGAUCUCUGGUAUGCUUUCCUCUCUUUUUAUAGGAACUCUGUGACACUAAACAUUAGCCUGAAAAACUUCUGAGCCUUCAACUGGGAGAUACCUUGGGUCUGGCUCCUGCACCGAAGCCAUGUGGGUGGAAGUCAGAUGGCCUCCCUGAUUCUGCAGAGGGCCAGAGAAUGAGAGAGAGGAAGGCUGCUGGCAGAGGGGGCAAGCCUAGAACUGCACCAGCUUUCCUGAUGUCUGCAGCCAUGGCUUUGCAGUGCAGAGAGAGCUUCUCUGGAAUAUUGGGAUUCUUGCCUACAUUAAUGCAUCAACCAUUCAUUUAUUGCCUGAAGAGGCAUUGCAUUAAGUCCUAGGUAAUGUGUCAUGUAGGCCAGAAAAAAGAAUUCAUAAGUCCCCAACCCCCAAUAGAGAUGUUCACAGUGUAGACAGGUUAAAAAGUGGUUAAAAAAUAAUAUGUAAAAAUAGAAAUCAUUCAUGGCUUAGGAUGGAAUUGGAGGCAGGUGAGGGACACUCAGGAGCUCACUUUCUAGCUGUUCUUCAGAGUGAAAGGGCUGGCUGGAUUGGGUAAGGAUAGCUGAAUUUUAAAAAAGAAAUGGAUACAUUCUAAGGAAUGAAUUCAUCCAGUACUUUAUUCUAAGAAGGGUCUGGCAUCCAUAUGACAAAAAAUGCUGAGCUCCAGGAAAGACGGGGAAUCCAAGUGGAUUAAUGAUGUCACACAUAAUUUUAAGAGACAAGGGAAAAAACACAGUGUAGAGCCAGAGAAGGAGAAGCAGGGAUCUCCAGAGCUCCUAUCCAAAUCCUGCUAGGAGGAGAGUGGGCUGCAGAUGAGUCUAUGACUCAUGUUUCCCUGUUUCAAAGGGAUCCUGGGGAAGGAGGGGCACAUGUUUUCAGUAUCUUCCCCUGCCUUCGAAGUCUGUCUGCUCACAUAAGCAUUCCGUCCAUCUGAGCUCAUUGUGCUAGUGGUAUGUAUAUGUGCAGUUACACGAUUUUCUGUAUCAUAGAUUCCAGUGUGUUUAUACAAGGAGGCAUCUGUGGUUUCCCCAACAAUUCCAAAAGGCUAUUUCAAAAGAACCAGCCAAUGUAUGAGAAAUGAAUGUAACACUGUGGACACUGACUUCCCGCAUAAGGCAGGGUGACCCCUGAACUCCAGAUAUCUGCACAGCAUCUUAAGUAUUGUUUUAUGUUGUGAUGAAUGUGAUUGGAAUGUUGGGGAGCACCCAGAGGGAUUUCUAAGUGGGGAGCAUUACACUUCGCUAAAUCAUGUAUUUAUUCCUGGUUAAAAUAAACCUAAUAAAUAUUUAACCCUUGGCA